GGUCAGCCAAUUCUAGGUGGUGUUGGGUCAGCGCAUGGAGGAGGGAUCAGCGUGAUUCUGUUCUGUCGUAGAACUUGACUUUACAGACCGCUGUAAAUAUGGGGAAAAAGGACAAAAAGAAGGGCAAGGGCGCGGAAAAGACUAUCGCAAAGACAGAGAAGAAAGCAGCACAGAAAUUGAAGAAGGAAUUGGCCGCGAAGGGCGAGGAUGACAUUGAAAAGCUCAUCGCACAGUUUGUCGAAGAAGAUCGCAAAAGACUAGCAGUUACCGAAGAGCUCGUAGGGCCUCCCUCUUGUAGGAGCGGGGCUACAUUGUGUGUGCAUCCUGAAAAAGACCAGCUUUUGCUGUUUGGUGGGGAGUACUUCAAUGGCCAAAAGACAUUUAUGUACAAUGACCUCUUCUUGUACAACAUUAAGAAGGACAACUGGCUUCUUGUAAAGUGUCCCAACUUGCCGCCUCCACGAUGUGCUCACCAGGCUGUGAUGGUGCCACAAGGAGGGGGCCAGAUGUGGAUCUUUGGGGGAGAGUUCGCCAGCCCAACCAAGUCGCAGUUUUAUCACUACAAGGACCUGUGGGUCUACCAUAUUGCCAGCCGGAGCUGGGAGCAGGUGCGUGCAUCGGGAGGACCCAGCGCACGCAGUGGUCAUCGCAUGGUGCAAGUGGGCCGUCAGCUGCUGCUCUUCGGUGGCUUUCAUGAGAGCACCAGGGAACUCACACGUUUUGGCUUUUGUGCUGGCAGAGACUACCGUUACUUUAACGAUGUGUACCUCUUCAACUUGGAUCUACGAACGUGGACCAAAGUGGAGUGCAGCAACUCUCGGCCUUCACCACGUUCUGGCUGCCAGCUGUUGCCAGUGGCUGAAGGCAAAGUCCUUCUUUAUGGCGGUUACUCACGUGAAAGGAUCAGAAAGGAGUUUGACCAGGGAAAGGCACACACUGACAUGUUCCUUCUUCAGGCUGACACACACAGCUCAGACAAAUGGAAGUGGUCCACAGUGAAGCAGUCAGGAUGCCGACCGGGUCCUCGGAGUGGCAUGUCAGUAGCUGGCCAACAAGGCAACCGGGCCUACUUUUUUGGGGGUGUCCAGGACCAGGAGGAAGAAGACGCCUUGGUGGGCCACUUCUUCAAUGAUCUACUUUGCCUUGACAUGGACAGGGGAUUCUGGCGGUCAGUCACUUUGAAUGUCGCUGGUGACAAGGACGUUGCACAGUUGGGCGAUGGCAGUUCUCAAGAGCAGGGACCACAUGAAGAUUUGCACAAGCUCCACAUAGAAGAGCCUGUUGUGACAUCAGAUGAUGGUGUCUUCACAGUUACAAUUGGUGCCUCAAAGGACAAAGCACCAGCUGAGGCUUUGUGCCAAGAGGCAACAACUUCAGGGGAACCUAAGGAUGUCUUUGUACCUGUCCCUCGUAUGGGAAGCUGCAUGGCCAUCAAGCACGGGAUCCUCUACUUGUACGGAGGGAUGUUUGAAGACGAGGACCGGCAGUUUACACUUUCCGAUAUGUAUGCACUAGACCUGCGCAAGUUGGAUAAGUGGAGAGUGCUUGUACCAUUGGAUCCACAAGCUCAUGAAUGGCUUGGGUCUGAUGACUCAGAUGCCGACUCUGAAGAGAUGGAGGUAGAUGAAGAGGAUGAAGACGAAGACAGCGAGGAAGGUGCAUGUGCUCCACCUGACACAAAAAAAUAAUAUUUUUGGAUUUUAUGUCAGCUACAUAUAAAUGAGUUGCUCCAGUGUGA
Messenger RNA from Rhipicephalus sanguineus (brown dog tick), 1738 nucleotides. Its product is annotated as kelch domain-containing protein 4. The transcript has 8 exons. The record is from RefSeq and is a predicted model, not a curated record. Bases 99 to 1688 code for a protein of 529 amino acids. NCBI's taxonomy places the organism in Eukaryota, Metazoa, Arthropoda, Arachnida, Ixodida, Ixodidae. Gene Ontology annotation, molecular function: protein binding.